Molecule: messenger RNA, 246 nt
Organism: Suillus paluster
Lineage: Eukaryota; Fungi; Basidiomycota; Agaricomycetes; Boletales; Suillaceae
Exons: 2
Coding region: 1-246 (81 amino acids)
Source: RefSeq, a predicted model, not a curated record
AUGGAGCUCUACGGGAGUAUAGCGUUACCAGCGUCUUACACACGUGACGAUCCUAUCCGCGAGGGCGUCAUCAAUGCGUACGACGACACGAUGAAGAUCAUGGUCGUCGCAGUCACUGCACUCAGCAUGAUACCCGUUUUGCUUGCCCUCGCGAUGCCGAAUUGGCACCUGUGGGACAAACAGAAUGCGAUUGAUGCUGUUGAUCUUACUGAGAGAUCAGUGCUCAAAGAUGAGGAGGAGUCGUAA